GACUUAUAUAUAUAAAAGUCACAUUGAAGGGUCUACAGCUCAAUUUAUCAGCCUUCUCAGGUUUACUCAACUUUGAGAAAGCAUCAGCUGCUAAUACGUUUGAAAGAAGAUCGUAUCCUAAGACGUGUGUUAAUAUGAUGUCUGCAAAAGACAUGGUUAAGGUAAUGAUUGUCAUGUUUGCCAUCUGUUUUCUUGCAAGAUCAGAUGGGAAGUCUGUUAAGAAGAGAGCUGUGAGUGAAAUACAGUUUAUGCAUAACCUGGGCAAACACCUGAGCUCCAUGGAAAGAGUGGAAUGGCUGCGGAAAAAGCUACAGGAUGUGCACAACUUUGUUGCCCUUGGAGCUUCUAUAGCUUACAGAGAUGGUAGUUCCCAGAGACCUCGAAAAAAGGAAGACAAUGUCCUGGUUGAGAGCCAUCAAAAAAGUCUUGGAGAAGCAGACAAAGCUGAUGUGGAUGUAUUAAUUAAAGCUAAACCCCAGUGA
Bubalus bubalis (water buffalo) is the source of this 482-nucleotide messenger RNA. RefSeq names its product parathyroid hormone (gene PTH). The record is from RefSeq and is a predicted model, not a curated record. The transcript is spliced from 3 exons. Gene Ontology annotation, biological process: cell-cell signaling; intracellular calcium ion homeostasis. The coding region runs from base 135 to 482 and encodes 115 amino acids. Gene Ontology annotation, molecular function: parathyroid hormone receptor binding; hormone activity. Gene Ontology annotation, cellular component: extracellular region. NCBI's taxonomy places the organism in Eukaryota, Metazoa, Chordata, Mammalia, Artiodactyla, Bovidae.